AUGGGCGACGACGCAAUUGAAGUGGAUGCCGCCGCCAGGGAAGAGGAGCUCCUGGCCCUGGAAGCCAUAUUUGGUGAAUCAGUCAACGUCUCCAGGGAGGAGUCCCUCGUUGAGGGCGGGAGCCAAGAGGUAGUGCUGCGCGCCUCCCUGCCGUACGACUACCCUAGCUUGUCCUGCCCCGUUGCCGUACUGUACGGUAAUCACCUUUCCGAUGACGUGUUGUCGUGGGCAGUCAAGCAGAUGGAGGCGAUGUUCACCCCCGGUGAGGUGGUGUUGUACAACUGGGUUGAGUGGCUGAGAGAACAACAUGACAUGUUGUGGGCCGUACCCUCUGUACGGCAGCAGGCACAGAAGCAGCAGGGGCAGGAGGGGGAAGGGGGUGGUGGGACUUCCCGGAGGGCGGCCCAGCCCCAGGAGGCGGUUCGGGAGGCCGAGGUGAUGGAGCUGCUGGGGGCCCUUAGAGUCACCAGUGGAGUGCCGUACGUGGAGAAGAAAUCUACCUUUCAGGCUCACGUGGCACCCGUGAGUAGCUUCGAGCAGGUGACGGCGGUUAUGGACGCUCUGUUGUCUGUUAGCAAGAUCCGAGCAGCCACACACAAUAUCAUGGCGUACCGAAUACACACAGUGGGCCCGGGAGGGGGAGCGGGCACCUUCCUGCAGGACUAUGACGAUGAUGGGGAGGCCGCCGCGGGGGGGAGGCUGCUGCACCUCUUGCAGGCUGCUGAUGUCCGCAAUGUGGUGGUGGUGGUAUCCCGCUGGUUCGGCGGCGUGCUGCUGGGCCCGGCCCGGUUCACCGCCAUCAACAACACGGCCCGGGAGUUGCUGGAAACAACAGGGCUGCUAGGGGGAGGAGGGGGCGGGGGGAAAGGGGGGUGUAAAGGGGCCAGGGAUACCGGGCGAGGCUAG
Messenger RNA from Volvox carteri f. nagariensis, 906 nucleotides. RefSeq lists its product as uncharacterized. Gene Ontology annotation, biological process: regulation of translational initiation. Lineage: Eukaryota; Viridiplantae; Chlorophyta; Chlorophyceae; Chlamydomonadales; Volvocaceae. Gene Ontology annotation, cellular component: cytoplasm. The record is from RefSeq and is a predicted model, not a curated record. The transcript is spliced from 7 exons. Gene Ontology annotation, molecular function: protein binding. The coding region runs from base 1 to 906 and encodes 301 amino acids.